Molecule: messenger RNA, 2386 nt
Organism: Brachypodium distachyon (stiff brome)
Lineage: Eukaryota; Viridiplantae; Streptophyta; Magnoliopsida; Poales; Poaceae
Product: barley B recombinant-like protein D
Exons: 3
Coding region: 1004-1987 (327 amino acids)
Biological process (GO): response to ethylene
Cellular component (GO): nucleus
Molecular function (GO): sequence-specific DNA binding; DNA-binding transcription factor activity
Source: RefSeq, a predicted model, not a curated record
GGACAUGGAGACGAGGUUUUUUUUUUUUUGCGAAGGGACAUGGAGACGAGGUUGAUUGGGGUUCCGGAUGCGUGCGUGCGUGGGAUUUAUUAGAGGGUGAAACCGAAUGCCUGCUGCUGCUGGUAGCAGUGCUUUGCUUAGAUGCUGCGAAUCACUCACGCAUGCAUGCGCAAGCAAUCGAGGCAUUUGAGUGUUUUUCGAGCGCUGUUUGCUUCCUGUGGGAGUAGGUACACAACUUGAUUUUCGGUGCUCUAGCCGGCGACCCUGCUUUGCUGAUGCUCCAUGUGUGAGUGUGUGACUCCGCCGGCUUGUGUUAAUCCCUUGAUUUCUAGCCAGCAGAAGUAUCUGGAUAGAGUGUACUGCCACUUCCAAUGGAAAGCAUUAUGUGUUGUUGGGUUCCGUGAGACUAACCUGAUUGUUAGUGGGUUUCGGUUUGGCUAUUGAGCACUCGAUUCAGGGUCAUGUUCAUAACUCUUUACCAACCUGAUGUUUCGAGGGCAGUAACUUACUUGCUGUCUCCUCCUAUUUGCCUAGCUAGAGAUAGAGAUCAUACCUCUGGUGAUUGUGUGUCGUAUCGUUGUGCAACUGUUAUAAGGAGCAUGUGUUUGACCAUAACACCUCCGCACAAGAGCCAUAAAACAGCUAGACAUCAGUGCUGCUAGGCUGAAUUGCUCAUGUGCGGAAAGCCAGAAACUAUGUGACAAGUUGAGUCCCUGCAGUUUAGGAGGUCCGUAUUGAGACGCUGGCUCUGUUCUGAGGAACUGGAUAUGGAAUCAAAUUUCAUGAAUGGAUAAUUACUCUUCUAAUGCUUUUUGUUGAAUGCUAGCCGACUGACUUGUUGCCUUCUCUUACACAUUGGGUAAACUCGUAUAACUACUUCAUCGCCCAAUUGUGCUGACAUAUUUUGUUCUCAUAUCUAUCUCAGUUUGGAUUGACAAAUAUCGUUAUCUCAAUACUAGGUGGUUUCCUAGUUGCCCUGUUUCUCCUAGCUGCAAAUGUAAUAAUGGACAACAUUGGACAUAGGGAAAAUGGGAGGCAAAGGCCAGACCAAUAUAAGGGACUUCAUACCCAGUGGAUGAUUCCCCAAAGGCAAAUGAAGGACCACCACAGUAUGAAUCUCCUGGCACUUAUGAGUGAGAGGGACAAUGCCAUUAUGGAAAGAGAUCAUGCUCUGGCUGAGAAGAAAGCUGCCUUGGCUGAGAGGGACAUGGCGUUCGCCCAGCGGGAGUCUGCAAUGGUCGAACGGAAUGCUGCAAUCGUCGAACGAGACAAUGCCCUUGCUGCACUUGAACUAGCUCGUACAAAUGGAUUUAAUGUGAAUAACGGGAACGGAUUUCCCGCAGGAUCCCUCAGCGGAACAAAGAAUUUCCACCACCACGACCAGCUUUCCCAUGCUCAAUCAUCGCCACGUCAACUGGCAGAUUCUCCAUAUGAUCACUCCAAGGAAAUGCACAUAUCAGAAGCAUACCCUAUCUCAAUAGCCUCAGGGAAUGCUGGAAAGAUAAAGAGGUCAAAGAAGAAUAGUUCGCCUCCAAUGAAGAGGCCAUCAGGUGUGCUCCGGAAAACAAAGAAAGCCACUGGUGAUUGGAGGGAUGUCGGAAUGUCUGGUGGCGGCGAGGAUCCUGCUCGGGAGUCUGUGAUGAAAAAUGAAUGGAAGGACCAAGACCUUGGUCUGAACCAGGUCGCAUACGAUGAGUCAAGCAUGCCCGCGCCUUCCUGCUCCUGCACGGGUAAGCUCCGCCAAUGCUACAAGUGGGGGAAUGGUGGGUGGCAAUCGUCCUGCUGCACCAUGAGCAUGUCCAUGUACCCACUCCCUGUGAUGCCUAACAAGCGCCAUGCUCGCAUGGGGGGAAGGAAGAUGAGCGGCAGCGCGUUCACAAAGCUGCUCAGCCGACUAGCAGGUGAAGGGCAUGAUCUCUCAACAUCUGUGGACCUCAAGGACCACUGGGCUAAGCAUGGCACGAACCGGUAUAUCACUAUCCGGUAGCUCCCGCAUGAUUCAAGCUCAAAAGAUGGGAGAUCGAUCAGCAAAGGUCCUGCAUUCUCUGAAUCCUACCGGGGGAGGUCAGCCUCUGUAAUGUCAAUUGGUUUCUGGUGGAUGCAGGUAGAAUCUUGUGUUUUGCAAAUGCUGUAGGCCCUCCCUCCCUCUUUUGUACUACUCAGCAUGGAGUACGUCGCUGCAGCGAUGUUCAGUGGGAAUGUAACUGUAGCAAGCCCGUUCAUCGCCGUAUAGUUUGACGACUAGAUUCAAGUGGUAGUAGUAGUAAAAUGACUGGCGAAUACCUGCUAGUGUUCUAGACUCCUAGUUCUACCAUCAGCCUUGCAGAAAAAAAAAGGUGAAAGUUCAGACAUGCAAAUGUUUUUCCCUGCUUCAUUUGUUUUUAGA